Messenger RNA from Colletotrichum destructivum, 540 nucleotides. RefSeq names its product Putative peptidase S26, lexA/Signal peptidase-like superfamily. The record is from RefSeq and is a predicted model, not a curated record. Lineage: Eukaryota; Fungi; Ascomycota; Sordariomycetes; Glomerellales; Glomerellaceae. The transcript is spliced from 2 exons. Gene Ontology annotation, molecular function: serine-type endopeptidase activity. Gene Ontology annotation, cellular component: mitochondrial inner membrane peptidase complex. Bases 1 to 540 code for a protein of 179 amino acids.
AUGGCAUACCGACAGCUAUGGGCGCGCAUGCGAGGCAGCUUCCUUGGUGACACGACAAUUCGUCUCCUGAGUCUCGCAACUUGGGUCCCCAUCGUGAUCACGUUCAACGAUCAUGUCGCGACCAUCACAGCGAUUAGCGGCGGCUCCAUGUACCCGUACUACAAUGAGGACCGCAACAGCACUGUGGCAAACGACAUGGUGCUCACUUGGAAGUGGAAUCCGAUGGAUGGACUGCGGAAGGGCAUGAUAGUCACGUUUAGAAGCCCAUUCCACCCGGAGACCGUCGCGAUCAAGCGAAUUGUUGCACUGGAGGGAGAAUAUGUCACACCGAGGGCGCCGCAUCCGCCUGGAAUAGUCCGGGUACCACAAGGGCAUAUCUGGGUCGAGGGUGACGGCCCGCAGGGCCAGACAUUGGACAGCAAUACCUACGGACCAAUAUCUAUGGCGCUGGUUACGGGACGGUGUGUUUGGAAUAUCUGGCCCUGGCGCAAGUUUGGGCGCGUGAGGUGGGAAGAAUAUAGGUUCGCCCCUAGAUACUGA